AUGUCCGCAAUCUCUGAUAAUGAAAUGGAAGCAGAUGUUAUAUCUAGAAACCUUUGUGGUGUUGUCGAUAUAGGCUCUAAUGCUGUUCGUUUCAGUAUAUCUUCAAGAGCACCACACCACUCAAGGAUAAUGCCAUGUGUUUUCAAGGAUAAACUAGGGGUUUCUCUUUUUGCUGUACAAUAUCCACAUGAUUCCAUGGAACAAUGCCCCAUUCCAGCUCCCGUAAUUAAAGAAGUUUGCCUAGCAAUGCAAAGAUUUAAAUUAAUAUGUGAAGAUUUUGGAGUACCUCAGCGUAGUGUACGAGUCAUUGGUACCCAAACUGUUACAGAAGCCAUUAAUGCUAAGGAGUUUGUUGAGGCCGUUCGUGAAUCUACCGGCUGGGAAGUUGAUCUUUUGUCAUUAGAAGAUGAAGGCUCAGUUGAGGCAUAUAGUGUAAUAUCGUCAUCUGAUACAGUCAGUGGGUUUUUAAUUGAUAUGGGCAUUCAUAGUUGCAUCUUAUCUUGGAUUAAAUCUGUCGAUGGAGAAGCUACAAUAUCAAAAACUGCUGUGUCAUUGCCAUACGGUACAGGGGUUUUAGCCAAAAGAUGUACAAAUGAAGAUAGGAUGAAAUUGUUUCUUGAAAUUAAGCAAGCAUUUAAGGAAGCCUUCUCAAAAAUUGGAAUUCCACAAGAUAUGUUAGAUGUGGCAGAGAUAAAUGGCGGUUUUGAUUUAUUUACCUCUGGUGGCGGUUUAAGGUGUUUGGGACAUUUAUUACUAUCUCAACUGAAAGAGUAUCCUAUUCAAACAAUUAUUAAUGGGUUUUCAUGUUCCUUCGAAGAAUUUUCGUCUGUUUGUGAUUACUUGUUCUUAAAAAAUAAACUUCCGGGCAAUAACGAAACAAAAAUAUUUAAAGUCUCUGAAAGAAGAGCAGCACAAUUACCAUCUACUGGCUUGCUGAUGAGUGCAGCCUCAGAAGCAUUCCCAAAAAUUAAAUCAGUUCAUUUUGUGGAUGCAGGUAUUAGAGAAGGAACAUUAUAUGAACAACUACCAAAAGAAAUACGUGCACAAGAUCCAUUAAUAAUUGCUACAAGGCCAUACGCACCUUUAUUAGCAGAAAAAUACCUUAGCGUUUUACGAUCUGCUCUUCCAGAAGACGAUGUUCCUUUUAUGGUCUACAACAGAAUAGCACCAGCACUAUGUAAUUUAGCAUUUGUUCAUUCUUCAUACCCAAAAGAGUUACAGCCAACAGCAGCUCUUCAUGUUGCUACUUCUGGUAUCAUAUCUGGGACGCAUGGUCUAUCUCAUAGAGUACGAGCAAUGAUUGGAAUAGCAUUGUGUGAUAGAUGGGGGGGAGAUAUACCUGACACGGAGAUCACAUUUAUGCGUGAAUUGGAAGAAAUAGUUCUUCGUGAUGGUAAUAAAAACCAAAGAAAAAGAAUUAUUUGGUGGACGAAAUACAUUGGAACUAUAAUGUUUGUUGUUUGUGGUGUACAUCCAGGCGGAAAUAUACGAGAUGGCUAUUUAGAUUUCAAAAUUCGUCAAGUUACUGAACCCACACACUUAAACAAUAAAGUAUCAAAACUAACUAUCGAUGAAAAGCUUGCACGUACAUUAUCUAAUAACAAAUCCACAAGAGGUGCACAUCCAGACUCGAGAAGUUAUGAAGUAAUUGUAAAGAUAGGAAAAGAUGAUUUGAAAACUAGUGCAUCAGUACGGGCAAGAAUAAUUACUUUACAGAAAAAGAUUAGAAGACUAUCAAAGGGUAGUUUGGAUAAAGUAAGAGUUGGAAUCCAAUUUAAUGAAGACUAA
Messenger RNA from Henningerozyma blattae CBS 6284, 1788 nucleotides. It is a transcript of the gene RTG2, whose product is annotated as Rtg2p. Gene Ontology annotation, biological process: regulation of transcription by RNA polymerase II. Bases 1 to 1788 code for a protein of 595 amino acids. NCBI's taxonomy places the organism in Eukaryota, Fungi, Ascomycota, Saccharomycetes, Saccharomycetales, Saccharomycetaceae. The transcript has a single exon. The record is from RefSeq and is a predicted model, not a curated record.